Messenger RNA from Lasiosphaeria miniovina, 1630 nucleotides. RefSeq lists its product as uncharacterized. Bases 115 to 1179 code for a protein of 354 amino acids. The transcript is spliced from 4 exons. The record is from RefSeq and is a predicted model, not a curated record. NCBI's taxonomy places the organism in Eukaryota, Fungi, Ascomycota, Sordariomycetes, Sordariales, Lasiosphaeriaceae.
GUUUGUGGAUCUUCCACAGAACUCUAAAAAAAUUUCCUACUUAGAUAUCUCCCCCCACAAGAGCUCUAAGCUUUUUCUCGUGUUCCACAGGCCUUCCCACCUCCUCGAGUCGCAAUGGAGUGGAUAGAUCCGCUCCGCAAUAUGUCGCUCGGUGUUUCUCACCCAGCACCAGAAUCCGUGGCAAGCUCAGAGCUAUCGUCUGUUUUCAACAAUGAUGAGGAAUGGUACGAUGCGCGCAACAGCUUGGUCGAUACUCUCAAGCACAGGUACACGCCCAACGGCCCCGAGGAUGACACGUUCACAGUUCUGCGUGUAUUCGUGAUGAAGUUGCCAAAGGACGGUCAGCUUGCGCUUAUGUCGGAGAUUUACGAUCUCAUGGAUGAUCCGCCCAAGCUACGACAACUACGGAACUUCUUGGUAGGAGCAAUACUCAAGCCUAUGAAGGCGGCAGGCGGCAAGGGUCCCAAAACCCCAAUUACACCUUCUCCACAUGCAGCAGCCAGAGACGAAGUCCUCCUCAGUAUGACCACGAUUGAGCCAUCUUCCAGAAAGGACCAGCCAAGAUUGAAGGCCAACUGCUUGCAGAGAGAGGGAUAUCGCUGUGCUCUUUCUCGCUACAUUGAUAUGAAUAUGAGACACAAAGUUUCGGCAUCUACAGCACCAACCACCAAGAUCAGGACUCAUUGUGCCUGCAUACUCCCGUUUGCUCUUGGGAAUUUCGACGAGGAAAAGGCACAGGGGACUGAGAAUAAGGCUAUGAUCUGGUGGGCUCUCUAUCGAUACUUCCCAGAUCUGAAGGGUCAAAUUGGUCCUGAGAGCAUCAACCAGUGUCAAAAUGCCAUCACCAUGUGGACCGCCUUACAUGAGGAGUUUGGAUGUUUCAACCUGGCCCUGGAACCUCUGGGAAAUGAUCGAUAUCAAGUUCACUGGUUGAUAUGUGAGGGAAUCAGCAUUCCUCCUAUUAUCACCUUUACAUCGAAUGACCCUUCUGUGCCGUUGCCAGAUCCCAAAUACCUUUGGUGCCAUUUCCGUGUCGCGGAGAUCCUCGAAGUAAGUGGUAUUGGACAAAAGAUCACAGACACCAUGGACAGCGAGGCGUGGGACCCUGAGAACAUAGAUCCCAAUGGCUCUACCGAUAUAGGAUCUAUCCUAUCUCGCAAGAUGCUAACGGGUAUCUAAUAGUGGAUCAGGACGGGUGGUGAAGCCUCAUUGUCCUUGGUAGAGACUGGAACAUUCACAAUGUCUACUACCCACAACUUCACAGGCAUUAAUCUGUCCCAUCGCCCACUUGGGAAUGCCUCCAUUUGUCUGCGUCAUACUUAUUGCCUGUGGUGGUACAGGGCUGCGUGUUCGUGAGAUGUUUUGGACAACGGCCGUCGUGUAACCGUCGGAGACAGGCGCACCGGUCGUACUUUGAGUUUCGUGAUGCUAGCCAGAUGGCUGUGUAUUCUUAGGCAGCACCAAGUGGGGGCUGAAGGACUUCUGGGUGCUGUUUCUACGUAUCCCUUCCCUCCUCCAGCCCAAGGGCUUACGUAGUCUCUGCUGCCAUAAAGGUGCCUAUAAAUGGUCUCUUCCACCUCCCCAUCUCUGACGCGCGGCGGCGCGGCUGGCUGGCGCACUACGACACGGC